AUGACUCUGUGGGCCCCUUCCCAGAACCCUGCCGGGCUACCACGGUUUCUAUCUAUGACCCUUGUGAUAUUCCUGCUUUCCCUAUGGUCUGUCACCAAUGCGCUUGCAACUCAGCCUCAACGGCCCCUCGGAGAGUCCCUGCCUGCAGAGCAAGGUUCGUUUGAGUACUUUGAAGAUGUUUUGGUCGAGACCGAUCUCGGAGAAAUCGAUGCGACAAGCGUGAACUCGUGGAGUGGGGAGGCACCUGCCCAGACAUUGCAAGAUUUGCUUGAUGCAUUGAACGUCAUGCAAGAUGAAUACUUCUGUUUGUGGCUUGGUACAUGGCCUACUAGUAUUGACUGGACUGCUACUGUUCUUGGGACGCAUGUUGGCGCAGCAUUGUCAUCCUUUACUUCCUCCUACGGACCGGGCGUUAGCAGUGGAGAGCAAUCGCAAAACUUCUCUUUUAUCGCGCUUGAGAACACCGUCAAUCAAUUCUUCAGUCACCUGAAUACCUUCUACUUUGGCGAAAAUGCAUUUGGUCUACGAAACCAGGCCUACGAUGACAUGCUCUGGGUGGUAUUGGACUGGCUGGAGAAUAUUAAAUUCCAAGACCUACAUACUGAUUGCCACUAUGCCCCCUCUAACGCAUCAAAUGCAUCUAACUCUUCUUCUGGCUCGACGUGGUAUGGCACUCAAUUCCGUGACUCGGCUGCACACCGAGCGCGCAUCUUCUACGAGCUGGCCUCGGUAGGAUGGGACAAAACCCUUUGCGAUGGUGGAAUGAUCUGGAAUCCAUCCCUCGUGCCAUACAAAAAUGCUAUCACAAAUGAGCUAUACAUUUCUGCAAGCAUUGCAAUGUAUCUUUACUUCCCCGGCGACCCCAUCGACGCCCCAUUCAUGACCACCAAUAAAGACCCAGCCUCUAGCGGGCACAACCCCAUAUACCUGAAAGCAGCAGUCGACGGGUAUAAAUGGCUAAAGGAGUCUAAAAUGACCGGCCUCUACGGUCUCUACGCCGACGGCUUCCAUAUCAAAAACUGGCGCAGCUCGUCGGACCCAGGCACACGGAAAUGCGAUGUACUUAACACGAUGGUAUUCACUUACAAUCAGGGCGUUGUUCUCAGCGGGCUGAGAGGCCUCUGGCUCGCCACCGGCUCACAGAAUUACCUCCGCGAUGGCCACGAGCUUAUUCACAAAGUCCUUCAAGCUACAGGUUGGCCGCACACUUCUUCAACCAAGUGGGCUGGACUCGGGCGUGGUGGUGUCCUCGAAGAGGCGUGCGAAUCGCACGCCACCUGCUCGCAGGACGGGCAGACUUUCAAAGGAAUAUUCUUCCACCAUCUAGCGGAAUUUUGUCGCCCUCUUCGGCCACAGGAGGAACGGUUCCUGGCGGGUGAUACGCGCCGGCCUGUUGAAGAUGAGAAAUGGGAGCAGGUCUCUAGUCGCCAUUUGAACCGAUGCCGUUCCUACGGACCAUGGAUCGAGCAUAAUGCCCGUGCGGCGCUUAUGACUCGAGACGACGAUGGCAAGUUUGGUAUGUGGUGGGGUUUACCAUUUUCGUCUACUAUAGCCGACGGUAUAGUAGGCAGCAGUACUCUCCCAGAGGGCGCAGUGGACUACCGGAAUGGCGAGAUAGAUGCCGAGGCUUUGACAUCAGGUGUACCACGGGACUUCAAUGAUCGUGGCCGUGGCCGCACGGUUGAGACACAAUCUGGCGGUGUUGCCGUGUUACGAGCUUUGUUCCAGUGGCAAACAAGCGAUGCCCUCUCAUGA
Messenger RNA from Penicillium pulvis, 1755 nucleotides. Its product is annotated as putative glycosyl hydrolase. The record is from RefSeq and is a predicted model, not a curated record. The transcript has a single exon. Lineage: Eukaryota; Fungi; Ascomycota; Eurotiomycetes; Eurotiales; Aspergillaceae. Bases 1 to 1755 code for a protein of 584 amino acids. Gene Ontology annotation, biological process: carbohydrate metabolic process.